AUGUCUCUGGAACGCGUCCAAGAAACCUUGGCUACUCUAGGUUUUGGACAUUAUCUCAAUGCAUUACUAUCGCCAGAUUCGAUGACCUGGAUACAGUUUGGAGCUGAGCCUGCUCUAGUCAUCGGAAAGAAGGAUGAUAAGGAUGUUCUUGCAUAUCUAACUGAAUAUCGCAAGAAAGGGCUAGAGCCACGGUAUACCGUGGCCACCAACGCUGCCCUAGGGGAGGGGGAGUUACUUUGGAGUCGGGAUGCAGUCUUGCAAUGGCCUCUCUUUGAGCCAUUCAACACCAUCACCCAAGGCACAAAAGCGAGAAUGAAGGUUAAGCUUACCAUGCUGGUACGCUUCUAUUUUCUGUGGAAAGGUCACUUACCUGAAUUGCACGGUGACCUUGAUAAAGUUUGCAAAAAUCUUGGACGUGUAAUGAAGAGUGUGUAUCGAGAGGGUGAAGGGGAUGCUCUCGAAGAUGACGAAGCCGACAUGAUCGAAGAGAGUCCGGAGCCUGAAGAUACGGCCAGUACGCUUGAGAUGCGUUCGGACAGCCGUGAUGGGACGAAAAGCGAGGGAGCUGCUGGAACGAUCGAGGAGCCGAAGCGUACAAGCACCACACCAAUUCUUCAGAGCCAGGAAACGAAUUCAAAUGCAUUUGGCCUGAGGCAGUAUCUGAUAGACCGCGGUGCCUUGUAUCUUUUGGAUAACAUACCCGAGCCUGAGGAGAUACAAUUCACCGACCAAACAUUCUUGGAAGAGGCCCAGCCAAAGAAGCUGUUUGUUGGGAGUCGCAAAGAAUCAGGGGAAGACAUAUACGCAUACAUGGUCCGGGCAGGACAGCGCUACGAGAUACGUUUCUUUGUCGAAGGCGAUGACUUCAGGACCCCAAUACGAGCCGAUGAUGUUGGAACACAACGCUUAUUACAUCCCUUUAGCAAGACAUUUCCCAAGCCUACGUCACCCAACGUUGUGGCUGACCAAUCCAGACUGGCUCUCAUGGUCAAGUAUUACUUCAUCGCAGCUGGUAUUGCACCCGACGAUGUGCUAAAGGAAUCAAAGACCUUCGCAGAGCGCCUUCACUCGGCACUAGGAUACAUUGCCAAGCGCAUGGGCCCAGCAGCAGUCAAGCCACCACCACAAGCUAUAAUCGCAAAAUCACCAAAACGCCUGGACAACAAGGCCAAUAAUGCGAACAAGGCCAACGAUGAUCCAGACAAAACGGACGAGGAUUCAGAAUCAGAAGAGAGUGACUAUGUCUUCAAAAGCAGUAUCAAACCCACAAUGGCCGGCGACAAACCACCCCGCAUCUCAACGACUCCUAAAAAGCCUGAAGCCUCAAACUCGGAACACAAGAAACCAGUAUUCGCUCGCAAAUCCGCUCCUACAAUCCCCCGCCGUCCAACCCCCGUCGACUCCAUACCCACCCCUCCCGCACCCAAACCAACCCCUCCCACCGUCGAUUCAACAAAUAUAACAGUAACCCCCUCCGCAAGCCCCACACCCGCCCGUCCCCUCCCCCCUGUCCCCGUCCAAUCCACCUCCACCACCAAACCCAGCCCCUCUACCACCAAAUCCCCCAAGACCAUCAAACCCACCAAGACCUCCAAACCCUCCAAACGGCCCCGCACCUCCGAUUCCUCCUUUCCCUUCGAUGACGACGCCAUCUUCGAAGACCUGCGCCGCCUAAUGACACAAAACGACGACCUAACACGCGACAUCAACGCCGUUGCGCACGAGCUGGAAACCCAUGAGAUGCGCAAAGAAGCCUUUUUGGCGAAGUGGGAGGCUAAGCAUGAUGCGCUCGUGCAGAAGCAGGAGAAGAUGAAGAUGGAGAAGAUUGAGGUUAGGCGGCAGGUUUUUAAGAGGCAGAAGAAGUGUGAGGAGGCGUUAGAAGAGGACUGA
Molecule: messenger RNA, 1890 nt
Organism: Pyrenophora tritici-repentis Pt-1C-BFP
Lineage: Eukaryota; Fungi; Ascomycota; Dothideomycetes; Pleosporales; Pleosporaceae
Source: RefSeq, a predicted model, not a curated record